CUUUAAUAAAAACAUGACAUCUUUAUAUUUGAUAAAAACAUAACUUUCCUUGAAAAUUGUCAUCCACAAUAAUUACAAAAAUGUCUUUUAAGAUGAAUUACAGCUUUGAAGGAAACCAUAGAGGUAAACCUGAACAAAACCUAUCUGGUGCUAGUAAAAAAUUAACACGAGAAGCUUUGUUGCAAAAGACUCACGAAGAACGACGUAAACGACAAGAACAAAGACUGAAACUGCAAAGUACAGAAUUGUUGCAGUCUCAUUUUCGUAGUUAUCUCACAAGGAAGCAUUUUAAAGAAGACCAAAGGCAAAUUUUUGAUGGAAUUGAUUUAACACUUGACAAUCUGCAUCAGCAACUAGCAAGAUUGUUAAUAUUUUAUGAUUCCAACAUUGACAAAGGCAGACUAAUUGUACUAACCAAUUUCAUACUCUCCAUUAGUUCAAAAAUUUUAGACUUGAUGCAAAGGGAUGAAGCAUUUCUAUGGGUAAUCAAAAGAUAUCUUGUCAUAAGCCUCAAAUCUUUAAAUGAUAGUACAAUUAAUACAUUAAUGUUGAAUACAUUAUACACAUUAUCUAACAGCCCACACAUAUUAGAAUAUCUUAUUAGAAAAGGAUAUUUUAGUUACUUUCGUGCUCUUUUGGACCAAAGUCAAGCAGAGUUGGGGCAUAAGAUUAUACCCCAUGGAAUUUAUAAUCCAUUCAGAUAUUUCAGACAAAUGGAACUUCAUCAUCAGGAACUGGUUUUAUCACAGUUUUGUAAUCAUUUUCUUAGUCAAAACCUAACAGACAAUGUAAAAAAAUUACUAAUUCCAUUCCUCAAGUCCCAAAAAGAUUUCCCAUAUGAAAAUAUAAUCAGAUAUUUAAAUAGUGGGUAUUUCUUUGAAAAUGGAAAUAGUUUGUUAUAUUGUAUUUUAGCUCUUGAACCAGAUGAUUAUGAACCCAACAUGGAUAGUAUUCAAGUACUAUCAAAUCUCACAGCAAAUUUAAGCGAGUUAAAACCAGUUAGAAAUUUAAGUGAUGAGAGUGAAGAUGAGGAGGAUGAUGAUGUAAAUGCUUCAGAUAAUUUGCAGGAUUACUUGGUACUUCUAAAUAAACAAAACAGGGUCAGAAAAAUUCAGUAUUUCUUUGAUGUCAACAACAGGAAUGAACAACUGUUGAAAGCUUUGAUUCAGUUGUGUCAAAACUUGCUUUUGGUUCACAAAAAUUCUGUAAGAAAAUAUCUCAUGUUGCUUGUAUUUGGAUUGAAUCCAGUGUUCCUCAAUCGAUUGUGGAAAAGACUGGAGAACGACAGUACGAUACACAAUCAAUUAACAGGAUCUUCCCUCAUGUCUUGGAGGGAAUCGCAUGUUACAUUUUCAGUUUUCUCUGACAUGUUCAAAUAUUACACAGAAACCUUGACUGACACAGAAAAUUCUGACACCAGCGAAACGUUUAGUAAAAAUGAUUUGUACUCUAUGUCUAAGUUGUUAAAAAACGUUGCCGUGGAUCUAAUCGAUAUCGCAUUUCCAAUGAGCAGAUCCAGUGCUAUCCCGGCAACACAGGAAAUAUUGCACAUGUACAGGGCAUGUCUAGAUUGCCUAAAAAUGCUCUACAUGUUGGACAUGAGGAAGGAGUUCUGUCCAGCAGGAUUUUGGACCCAAAGAAGGAUACACAUUUCUCAAGAUCUGUAUCGAAAAAAUUAUCUUUCAAAGACUAUCGAGCCUUUUCGAGGGAUUAUCACGAAAAUGGAUGACGAGGACCAUUUACCGCCAUUGUCUACAAUUGAACAGAGAUCUCUUGCCAUUCUUCAGGAGUUGCCCUUUGUGAUUCCAUUUAAUGUCAGAGUUUUGCUUUUGAGGCAACUGUGCAGGUCUAGCUUAGGAGAAACCGAUUUUCAACGUAUGCAUGACAGUGAGUUUAUGCAGGACAAUGUGGUCGUCAUAAGACGUACUCAUCUGUAUGAAGAUGCAUUCGAAAAAAUCUCCAACAAAAGCGAAUCAGAUUUAAAACUUAAAGUCAGAAUACAGUUUAUAAACAGUGUUGGCUUGGAGGAGGCUGGGAUAGAUGGUGGAGGGAUAUUUAAGGAGUUUAUUAAUGAAGUUUUGAAGACAGCAUUUGAUCCCAACAGAGGAUUUUUCUUAAUGACUGCAGACAAUACUCUGUAUCCAAAUCCUAAUGUUCAUCUCAUUGUGGAGAAUUUUACUGAACACUAUUACUUUAUUGGUAGAUUAGUAGGGAAGGCUAUUUUUGAAAAUAUUCUAGUGGACUUACCUCUGGCAGAGUUCUUCCUUGCAAAAUUACUAGUAGAUAGAGCAAGCGCUCAUUACUUAAAAUCCUUAGACCCGGUAUUGUAUCGCAACUUAUUGUACCUGAGAGACUAUCAAGGAGACGUCAGCGAUUUAGGAUUGGACUUCACUAGUGUCAGCAACGACUUGGGUGAAACAAAGGUUAUGGAAUUAAAACCUAACGGAAGGGACAUACCAGUGACCAACGAUAACAGACUCGAAUAUAUACAAAAACUGGCGGAGUUCAAGCUUAAUGUUCAGCUGAAUAAACAGUGCAGGGCGUUCCGUAGCGGCUUGAACAGUGUCGUCUCUCUGUUGUGGCUCAAACUAUUCAAUCACAAUGAGCUGCAAGUUAUUAUUGGUGGUGAUAAUCAAGAGAUUGAUUUGAGUGAUCUUCAAGCCCAUACAGUGUAUGGAGGAGAAUUUUCAUCUGAUCAUCCAACAAUAAUACUGUUCUGGAAGAUACUUCACAAAUUCACUUCAGAUCAAAGAAGGAAGUUGCUUAAGUUCGUGACGUCUUGUUCGAGACCUCCCCUUUUGGGAUUCAAAGAAUUGACGCCACAAUUUUGCAUUCAACCGUCGGGAAGUGAAGAUAGAAUGCCAACAGCAAGUACCUGCCUAAACCUCUUGAAGAUUCCCGUCAUUCGUGAAGAAGAGGUUUUGAAAAAUAAACUAUCGGCUGCCAUUGAACUUCAGGCCGGAUUCGAGUUGUCGUAAAAAUGUACUAAAGAAAUUAAAGAAAAUUUUUAUAACGUCAUUUAAUUUUAAAUGAUAUACGAGUGUAGAAUUGAAUUUUAUCGUCACUUUAUUUUUUUGCCUUUUUAACAUUUUUUGUAUUGAAUUUUAUUAAAUCGGUUUAUUGGAUAUUAAGUCACCAAACAAAUCUGAAUGUAAUUAUUUAAUUGUUUGUAUAUAAGUGUUAUUUUUUGAAAUAAAUCUAUUGAAACAGUA
Messenger RNA from Aethina tumida (small hive beetle), 3212 nucleotides. RefSeq names its product ubiquitin-protein ligase E3C. Lineage: Eukaryota; Metazoa; Arthropoda; Insecta; Coleoptera; Nitidulidae. The transcript has 15 exons. Gene Ontology annotation, biological process: ubiquitin-dependent protein catabolic process; protein polyubiquitination. Bases 81 to 2978 code for a protein of 965 amino acids. The record is from RefSeq and is a predicted model, not a curated record. Gene Ontology annotation, molecular function: ubiquitin protein ligase activity; protein binding.